This is a messenger RNA of Calliphora vicina (urban bluebottle blowfly), 1865 nucleotides long. It is a transcript of the gene emei, whose product is annotated as transmembrane protein 161-like emei. Lineage: Eukaryota; Metazoa; Arthropoda; Insecta; Diptera; Calliphoridae. The record is from RefSeq and is a predicted model, not a curated record. Bases 177 to 1709 code for a protein of 510 amino acids. The transcript is spliced from 8 exons.
UCCAAGCCAUUCUAAAGAAAAUUUUCUGUACAUUUUUUAGUUAAAGACUAUUUCCGUUUUUAAUUAAGAAACAUUUUAAUUUAUUAAAUAAAAUAAGACAUGUAUUAAUUAAAUAAAGUAGAAAAUUAAACACACAAUCAAAAGCAUUUAGCGAAAAGCAAAACAACUUAAACAAAAUGGCGGUCUUAGGAGCUCAAUUGGUGAUUACACUGGUAAUGGUCAGUGUAAUACAAAAAUUAAAUCCACACUUUUCAUUUGCCAAAUGGAUUUUGUGUUCAACCGGCUUAUAUCGUUACUUAUAUCCCACCGACGACGAACUGAGAACGAAGGCAGGUGUGCCGAAGGAGAAACCCCAAAAAGGCGGCUACAAGGGCAGCAAGCAUCAGCAGAAUGGCCACGCCUACUCAAAGGAGGGUCAAUUCCAUAUACCACGUAGUUUAGACAUAGAAUUGGAAACCACACCGGUUGUAGCUAAAGAUGUUAUAUAUCUAAGAUAUUUCACCGAAUACCAAUGGCUGGUGGAUUUUAGUGUAUAUGCUGCCAUUGUCUAUAUUAUUUCAGAGGUUUUUCACUAUUUCAUUCCUCUUAAGAACGAGGUCAACUUGAGUAUGGUGUGGUGUAUGUUGGUUAUAUUCUUUGCCAUUAAAUUAUUGACUUCUUUGACAGUUUUAUACUUUCAAAGUGAUGAGUCUAUUGGUGAACGUUCCAUGGUCAUUGUUGCUUGUCUGGUUUAUUUGCUAAUAGCCAUGAUUGUUUUAAUCAUAGAUGAGAGUAUAUUGGAAACUGGCUUGGAAGAUGCUUAUAGCAGCUUUAAUUCAAGUGCUUACAAAUUCUUAAGCGAACAGGGUUUAUAUUCGUCUGGUCCAGCUUCAAAAAUUGUUGUUAAAUUCUUUAUGGCACUGGGCUGUGGUGUUUUGGGUUCAUUAUUUACAUUUCCCGGUCUACGUAUGGCAAAGAUGCAUUGGGAUUCAUUGAGAUAUUGUCGUGAUAAUAAAUUUCUGCAAAUUUUAUUGAAUAUCAGUUUUGUUCUGCCAUUUAUUUUGGUGAUUUUAUGGAUUAGACCCAUCAGUAGAGAUUACUUAACGGUGCGUGUAUUUCAAGGCAUGGAACAACCUUUGCUUAAACCUCAUAUAUUUGAAACUUUGCGCUUGUUGUUGGUCAUAUGUGUGGUGGUAUUGAGAUUUGCUUUAAUGCCUAUCUAUUUGCAAUCGUAUCUUAAUUUGGCUCAUGAUAAAAUCAUGGAUUUACGCCAAGAAGCUGGUCGUAUAACAAAUUUUGAAUAUCAGAAAAAAAUAUCUUCCAUUUUCUAUUAUUUGUGUGUGGUUACUUUGCAAUUUGUGGCUCCUUUGAUUUUGUGCUUGUAUCUUACAUUAAUGUAUAAGAGUUUGGGUGGUUUUAGCUGGACUGGCAUCUUUACUGAAACCGUUUUACAGCAUGAAUGUUCCGCAGAAUUGGAACCAGCCGCCGAUUCCAUGCAAGACUUUAUGGACGGCAGUGGCAUGGCUUUACUAACAGAAGAAUCAGAAACUGAAUUCAAUAUUUUAGAAUCGGCACAAAAUUUACAAAACUCCAUAAUGAGUUUGAAAAAUGUGUUCAGCAAAGAGGUUUAUAAAGGGUUCUUGGGUUUUGCCACUUGGUGGAGUUAUUUCACCUUAUUUGCCACUUCAUCUUUGGGCAUUGUUUAUCAGUCAUAUUUCAACAAAACCUGAAAUCCCUUUUACCCAUCUCGAACUCCGACAAGCAAUAAUUUAUUUGAUAAGAAUUUGUUAAGUUAACACAUCAAAUUUUAAAGUCACUAGUUAGUAAUAUAUUUGAGAUUAAGUUGUAUUUUCAUUUAUUAAAUUUCAUUUCAAAACAUCCAAGCA